AAACCCCCCACAUGCCCCUGCUAAGCGCAAAGGGAUCCCCUGGAGAGCUGAGCCGCAGGACAGAGAUCCCACCACAGCGCAGCUUCCCCUCCGCACCCAGCGACAGCAUCACCCCCGUCUCCCCCGAGGCAGAGAGCGGCAGCCCCAUUGCUACUGAUGUCCGACCAGGAGGUGGCCCCGGCGGCAUCAGAGGCCGCCCCGUCCGAAGCUCCGCCGGCGCCAGCGCCAGAGCCAGUAGCUGCUCCCGAACCGGAGGCCGCCCCACCAGCCCCCGAGCCUGCUACCCCGGCCCCGCCGGCCCCCGAGCCGAAGAAGCCCAAAGGACCAUCUCCUGGUCAACCAGUGAAUCUGACAGUGGAUGAUGUGAAUGACAGCUCCGUGACUCUGACGUGGGAUGCACCGGAACAAGUGGGCCCCAAGGGCCUGGAUGGAUACAUCGUGGAAUACUGCAAAGAUGGAACUACAGACUGGGUGGCUGCCAAUGACAAGCCUUUCCUUUCUACUCGCUACGUAAUCCGCAACCUAACAUCUGGAGACAAACUUCACAUUCAUGUCAAAUCUGUGAAGGAUGGUGGAAUUAGUGAACCUGCUGGCCUGGACCAGCCACUACUUAUCAGAGAGAUUCUUGAGCAUCCCAAGAUCCGGAUGCCACGCAACUUGAGAGAGACAUAUAUGAGGACUGUGGGACAGUCUGUGAACCUGCUGAUUCCUUUCCGGGGAAAACCAAAGCCACAGGUGACCUGGACCAAAGGAGGCCGUGCCCCUCCAGGGAUCCCAAGCGAAAGGGAACAUAUCUAACUCUGUGUGAUUCCAAGGCUUUCUUUCAUCCGCCAAGCACAGCGUACUGAUUCUGGGAAAUAUGAUGUAACCGUUAGGAUCUUAGAUGAGUUAGAAGACAAGGCCACCAUUGAUCUCCUUGUGAUUGAGAGACCCAGUCCUCCUGAGAACCUGAAGCUAACGGAUGUGUGGGGUUUUAAUGUUGCACUGGAGUGGAGCCCACCCAAAGAUAAUGGCAAUGCCGAUCUCAAAGGUUACACGGUCCAAAAGGCAGAUUUGAAGACUAAGCAAUGGUUCACAGUCCUGGAACAUUACAACCGUACCAACUGCACUAUAUCCGAUUUAAUCAUGGGCAACAGCUACUCCUUCCAGGUCUUCUCAGAGAACCCCUGUGGCCUAAGUGAGAAAGCUGCCACCACCAAGGAUGUAGCACACAUCAAGAAAACAGCAAUUGUAUACAAGCCUGAGAAGUACAAUGUUCACGAUUUCUCUGAACCUCCACAAUUCACCCAGCCUCUGUCAGAUAGAACUACCACCCGGGGCUACAGCACUCAGCUUGUCUGCUCAGUCCGGGGCUUCCCUAAACCCAAAGUGAUCUGGAUGAAAAAUCAAAUGGAGAUUCGAGAAGACCCUAAGUACGUAGCUCUCAUGAACCAAGGUGUAUGCUCCCUGGAAAUACGCAAGCCCAGUCCUUUUGAUGGUGGUGUCUAUACCUGCAAAGCUGUGAACCCUUUUGGAGAAGCCACAGUGGACUGCAGACUGAAUGUCAAAGUCCCGGAAUGAAGAUGGUACAAAAUGGCUUAUGAAGAGCAAAUGAGCUUGAGAGUUUUCUAUUCAAGGCCAGCUAGACUUCUUAUAAAACUCCCUUUUGAUCUCCCUGCCGUGGAGACCCGCUUCCUUACUUGCACACUUAAAUUUGCAGUUCCUAGACGAGCCUGCAGCUUGGAAGAGAUGCUGCUGCCAUGUGUCUCCAAAACAGAAGCUUUGCAGAGGGAUAUACUUGGUCUUGGGUUGGCUUUACAGAGAAAAGUGACUAUGUCUCCUAUGACACGGUGUCUGUCAUUUACUCCUCUCUGGUCUUUGGCCUGACAGUACAACCUUUACCAGUCCUGAAUAAAUGUGCUAUUAACCAUGACAAUAAAAUAAUUUAUCUGGAGAAA
Messenger RNA from Sphaerodactylus townsendi, 1937 nucleotides. It is a transcript of the gene MYBPH, whose product is annotated as myosin binding protein H. The record is from RefSeq and is a predicted model, not a curated record. Gene Ontology annotation, molecular function: protein binding. NCBI's taxonomy places the organism in Eukaryota, Metazoa, Chordata, Lepidosauria, Squamata, Sphaerodactylidae. The transcript is spliced from 11 exons.